Molecule: messenger RNA, 1775 nt
Organism: Trematomus bernacchii (emerald rockcod)
Lineage: Eukaryota; Metazoa; Chordata; Actinopteri; Perciformes; Nototheniidae
Gene: ltb4r2b
Product: leukotriene B4 receptor 2b
Exons: 5
Coding region: 130-1182 (350 amino acids)
Biological process (GO): inflammatory response; positive regulation of cytosolic calcium ion concentration; phospholipase C-activating G protein-coupled receptor signaling pathway
Cellular component (GO): plasma membrane
Molecular function (GO): leukotriene receptor activity; complement receptor activity
Source: RefSeq, a predicted model, not a curated record
AGAGCUAACACACAGCGUCACACAAGGGAAGCGCUGCCGGACAGAGCGGAGCAGCGGAGGGAUAAUUGAAUCUGACGCUCAUCACAGAGAGACAUCCAGUCCUGGGAAGGUCCCAAAACUUCUUCCAUCAUGUCCAACGCCACUGGAUCCCGCUUGACGAUCACAAAUGGCACAGCCGGAAACCAUGAGGAUAAAAGCGUGGUGAGCAAUGACUUCGCCACGACGCUGGGAGCCCUCAUCCUCGGCCUGGUCUUCCUCCUGGGCGUCCCCGGAAACCUCUUCAUCGUCUGGAGCAUCAUGGCUCGCAUCAAACGGCGCUCGGUCACCACCCUCCUCAUCCUCAACCUGGCGUGUGCAGACGGCCUCCUCAUGGUCCUCACCAUCUUCUUCAUCGUCUACCUGACCAUGCAGACGUGGGUGUUUGGAGACGCCAUGUGCAAAUGCCUGUUCUACCUGUGCAACGCCAACAUGUACGCCUCCAUCUUCCUCAUCACGUUGAUGAGCGUGCACAGGAUGGUUGCCGUGGUGAUGCCGAUGAGCCUCUCCACCCUGGUGAGCAAGAAGGUGGUGAGGAGGGUGAUCUGUUGCACGUGGGUGUUGGUGAUGCUCAUCGCUAUCCCCUCGCUGGUGUUUCGAGACGUCAGAGAGGACCAUGAUGAGAAGAAGAGAACAAGGCAUGUGUGUGCACCCAAUCACACAAAGCCUACACAUGAAAGGUUUCAGUAUGCCUUUGAGACGGUGUCUGGGUUUAUCUUGCCGUACACGGUCAUCAUCACGUGCUACGUCCUCAUCCUGAGACGCCUCCGACAGACCAAGUUUCGCAGAACGGUCCGCAGCGAGAAACUCAUCCUGGCCAUCGUGGUGAUGUUUGGCCUCUUCUGGCUGCCGUACCACGUCAUCAACAUGAUACAGGUGACAGCUCAGUGGUACGAUCCUGAAUCACCCAUAAGAAAAAAAUUGGACAACAUCACUCGGACCAGCCGUGCAGUGACUUCGGCUCUGGCCUUCAUCAGCAGCUGUGCCAACCCCGUCCUCUACACCUUCGCAGGGAAGUCGUACAUCAAGAAGAACGGCUUCGCCUUCAUGGCUCGGCUCUUUGAGGGCACGUCGUUGGACCAAACGGGAGCGAAAAAGACAAAAGAGACUGUGGGACUCAGUACUGUGGACUCUGCGAACGACUAGGAAACUUUACAAAACGGGAGAACUUGAAUGAUCGCUCCCCUUUAAGAGAAACGAUGUAAAUAAUACAAGUGUGUAGAUAUUGGUUUAAGCAGCUUUAGUCAAACUAAAAACACUGGCUGAGAGCUGUCAACUAUUUUUGUUGUAGAUAAAUUGUGUUUGGAAGUCAUUGGUGUCAAGACAGGACUUUAAAUAGUUGUUCCUGUAUUUCAGAAAUGCACAUUUUGACAUUGUGUUGCAGAUAAUUGCGCUGCUUUUCACUUUCCAUACCCCGAUGUAUCCUACUGGUAUACAAGCAAGCUUCUUUACAUUUUAGGCCCAUCACUUCCCUUUAUAGUUUUUAGGAGAAAUUGUCAGUCAUGUCUGAAAGUAGACUGCCGCUUCCCGUUUAACACUGCCAUGUAAAAAGUUUGUCAAAUGAUCCUGCAUGUUAGUGAAUUGUAUAGUUUCGUUCACGUGUAAUGUGCCAUUUUUAUCAUGAUGCAAAGGAUAUUGAAUCUUAAGUCAUUUUUUGUAGUAUUUUCAAGUAACGUACUGUUUUAUUGCACUGUAGGUUUAACAUACCAAUUUUUUAUCAAAAUAAAACUUUUAACUUA